AUGGCGGAUUUGUCUCUGAUAAAUCGGGUAAGCUAUGCGACUUCAUGUUGCCCAACAUGUCAACUUGACCAUCGAAACCCGCGCUACGCGAAACUACUGUACCCAGUAGAGGGACCCGGGGCGCCAUUGAAAAGUCUACCAACGCUUGAUGAGAUACCACGGCUAGCAAAGCCUGAUGAAUGUGUUGUUUGUUACGGACCUAAUUAUACACCCGUAGCCACUAUACCCUGCGGUCAUAAACAUACCUGCUUAACAUGCAUUCUGCGAUGGACCAGAAGCGAAGAAGAAGAUCUUCCUAAUGGAUGCCCUUAUUGCCGUUCCAAGAUCGAUCGCUUGAAAACAUAG
Messenger RNA from Botrytis porri, 345 nucleotides. RefSeq lists its product as uncharacterized. The transcript is spliced from 2 exons. Lineage: Eukaryota; Fungi; Ascomycota; Leotiomycetes; Helotiales; Sclerotiniaceae. The record is from RefSeq and is a predicted model, not a curated record. The coding region runs from base 1 to 345 and encodes 114 amino acids.